AUGCAGCGCGGCGCUGGUGCAACGCCAUCUCCAACACAGCCGUCUGUUUCCCGGCAUACCGGUCUGUCUGGCGCGACACUGCAAUCGAUUAAUUCCCAGGUCUCCAUCCAGUGCACGCGGUUCAAAGCUGCUGUGUCCUCGGACCCAUGCAAGCUAAUUAGCGAGCCAUGGUCCGGCCCUAGCAGCCCGCGCAAUUCGGCAAUAUUGAUUUCCAGGACAAGAAGACGAAAAAAAGGAAGAAAGCAGAGAAGCAUCAAGGCACCGGCCAGCACAGAACCUUCGGCUAGCACAAAAAUCCCCGGCCGGCUCAGAAACCCCCGGCCGUCAAAACAAGCCGAAAAAAAACCAGCGAGCGAGCAAGCACCAAAAUCACCCACCAUCAGGCUGGAAAAGAAUUCUCACCUACAGGCAAACAACGACUCGAGCACACAAGCAGGCAACAAAACAAAACAAAAAAGAGCCGAAGAAUUAAAAACCUAA
This is a messenger RNA of Metschnikowia bicuspidata var. bicuspidata NRRL YB-4993, 480 nucleotides long. RefSeq lists its product as uncharacterized. Bases 1 to 480 code for a protein of 159 amino acids. The record is from RefSeq and is a predicted model, not a curated record. The transcript has a single exon. NCBI's taxonomy places the organism in Eukaryota, Fungi, Ascomycota, Pichiomycetes, Serinales, Metschnikowiaceae.